GCCGUGUACAAGAUUGCGCGCACAAGAAACGAGAUAAAUACGCGUAGGUGGGAUAAAAGAGACGACAUUGUACACGAUAUAUUUGGAGAUGCGCCCAUCGACUCCCACUGGGUAACGAGAUAGAAUGAGGAUGUCCGGGAAAUCACAAUUGUCCCUGUGACUGGUAAAGACACGAAAGAGACAGGCACGUGGAAGCUAGGACGCAUGCGUGUCGUGUUGCUCCUGCUGGACUCCGUACGACAAGUCAGUCUGCAUCUGGACUCCGGCUCGCGUGGGUUUUGUAACCAAGUGCGUGUACGUGACGAAAGUUAAACGACAAAAAAAUCAUUCGAAACUAAUCAGUAUGACAAUAAUCACCACCAUCCUUGUCACGUGGAUCGCGUGGAUCUUCGUUACGCUGCAUUCGUCCGAAGGACGACAAGGGAGGAGUCUGUUACCGAUGACGAAUCGCCAUUCCGAUUUGGAGGAUGAUGAAUCAUUAUUGAAUAGUCACGCUAACAGAAAUCGCCCCGAUAUGCCUCGAUUCGCCGAGGAAAUCGGAAAUGUGACAGUGCAUCAGGGACGUGAUGCUCUACUGUCUUGCGUGGUGGAUAAUCUCAAAAAUUUUAAGGUGGCGUGGGUGCGCGUCGAUACGCAAACCAUACUAACGAUUCAUAGGAACGUAAUUACUCAAAAUCCUCGGAUUUCGCUGCAAUCCAACGAUCACCGCACGUGGUAUCUUCACAUAAAGGAGGCUCAGGAGGUCGAUCGCGGAUGGUACAUGUGCCAGGUGAACACGGAUCCGAUGGAAAGUCGUCAGGGUUAUCUGCAGGUUGUAGUACCGCCGUCGAUUAUUACUAAGGAGACCAGCACCGAUAUGGUGGUCCGCGAAUCUUCAAACGUGACGUUGACGUGCAAAGCAACCGGAUUUCCGGAGCCUUACGUCAUGUGGCGCCGGGAAGACGGCAAGAAUAUAAAUUAUAACGGCGAGAGCGUGAAUGUCGUGGACGGCGAAAACAUGCAUAUAGUGAAGAUAAGUCGUCUUCAUAUGGGAGCAUAUUUAUGCAUAGCGUCAAACGGCGUUCCGCCAUCGGUGAGCAAGCGGGUCUCGCUACGUGUGCAAUUCCCACCCAUGCUUUCCAUACCGAAUCAGUUGGAAGGCGCGUAUAUCGGACAGGACGUCACUCUCGAAUGUCACACCGAAGCGUAUCCGAACUCUAUAAAUUAUUGGACCACCGAACGCGGCGACAUGAUAGUCUCUGGCAAUUCUGUUUCAGGCGACAAAUACGAGGCCAUAGCCACCGACAGCGGUUACACCAAGUACAUGAUGCUGAAGAUAAGGAACGUCGGUCCGAACGAUUUCGGCUCGUACAAAUGCGUGGCGCAGAAUUCUCUCGGCGGCACGGACGGUGUCAUCAAACUGGAUCAAAUCCCAGCUCCGUCGACAACAUCUACGACGCAGCCGCCGUACUAUGCAACGUCUUCGUCGAGUAAGAACGGGAGAAACGGUAACAAGAAAUCACGACCACAAUUAACUAACGACUACGAGGUCGAGGAAUGGCGAAAUUCAGGCUAUGGCCCGUCGAUGAGGCCGCCGGGUGAGCUGCCGGACACCUCGAGUCCGGGCACGUCUCAUCGGGCGCAGCUCGUCCUUCAUCUCACGCUGAGCCUCCUGUCGCUGCUGCUGCCGGCCAUCAGAAGGUGAUUCUCAUGUCGCGGGAACGGGGCUUCCAGUUCUAGUGUUUAUUGGUUCGGUGACCGAGCCGGAGAAGCGGCCGGUUCGCGCGUGCUUAACCGUGGCAAGUGACGGACGAGUGCGACGAAUGCGGGAGGGCCGCGCUUGAAAUUAUUUUCGUACUAAAGUAUAAACUUAUACAGAGAGCAAAGAGAUAUUAUAUGUAUGAUAUAUGAAUAUAUAUAUAUAUUAUAUAUAUAUUAUAAAUAUAUAUAUGGAUCUAUAUGGAUCGUGUAAGUACGCGGUGAGUACGGAGCUACGUCUAGGCUUUUCUCGACUGAUCAACGCCCGUGUGUCGUCCCGUGAAACGCUCUUGGUUGCUCCGUGAUAGACGAGCUUUCCGCGAUAAGCUCCCUCUAAACGUUCAAACAAGAGACGCUCACGCAUCGAGAGAAACUUGUUAUUUACCGAUACCUUUAUCCCGGGUGAUCACACUUCGUCGAUCACUUUUCGGAGAGGGAAAGAAGAGAUUUCGGAAUAUAUUUGUCGCGAGAGAACACGCACAUCUUCCGUUUCUUCCCUUGGGAAAUUUUCCGGACACCUCGAGAAAAGACAAUCUUUUCUUUUCUACUAAUCGAAGCGGAGUGUUAAAUCGCACAAUCGCGACAUUCAGACGGUGAAUCUUUCAGACUACGCUGUCGGAUUCAACGAAAUUGUUCAGGUAUGGAUUUUCAUACAUAUAUAUAUAUAUAUAUACAUUUUCCGCCGUAACGCAAAUGCGGAUUCCAAAAAUAUCACGAUUUAUGAUUGGAUGGUCUAUUGAUGUAACGUUCUUUUCCGAGCGCUAGUCAUCCAUAAACUAUUCCUCCGUGCGCCGAUAUAUUUUUCACUCAAAACCAUCGGAUUUCGAUAAAUGUACCGCGCGAAACAAUACGUUGAAAGUUUUUUGCUCUAAUUCGCUAAAAGCGCAUUUGCAUGAUUAUCGGAUGAUUAGUAAUUGUUUUUUUCUCGUCAGCAAAAAUCGAAGAUUUUACAUCGUUUUCUCGUCGUUCGGUUCGAAUGUGUACAUCACGAGGAAGACACGCGCGCGGAAACUGCGCAUUCAGUAAAUAUACAUAUAUACGUACUCUCGUAAAAAAAAAAAAAACGAUAA
This is a messenger RNA of Pseudomyrmex gracilis, 2807 nucleotides long. It is a transcript of the gene DIP-kappa, whose product is annotated as neurotrimin. Gene Ontology annotation, cellular component: neuron projection. The transcript is spliced from 11 exons. The coding region runs from base 344 to 1684 and encodes 446 amino acids. The record is from RefSeq and is a predicted model, not a curated record. NCBI's taxonomy places the organism in Eukaryota, Metazoa, Arthropoda, Insecta, Hymenoptera, Formicidae.